GCGCCCGUCGCACAGAGCGCUUUGGCCCUUCAGCCUCGUCCGCGCGACAGUCUGGUCAAUCUCUCAUCUAAGCAAACAAUGCUUAGAAGUAUGGUCUAACUUAAUAGAUCGCCCGCUGUGGCAAUCAUCUUUCUAACAUUGCGCAUUUUAUACAUAGGUAGUCUCAUAAAUCUUUUCGACACCGGGAGGGGGAUCGGCACAAUGUCAUCUAGUGAUACUUCUCUCAAUGGUCGUGGCUUAGAGCACGAAACGAUUACUACUGAAGCAGAAAAGGACCAGCCUAGUUCGAAUAAGCGGAAAGCUUCGUCGCCUUUACCAAGCGAAGACAAAUCUAGCCAGUCGCCGAAAAAAUCUAGGAUUGGUGAUGGCUCGAGGGAAGACGGUACUGUCAAGCCGCUCCCCGCAUCAAAGGAGCCCUCUACAGACCGUCGCGAAAGCGCGCUGCAGGAGGAAAGGAGACGCGGGAAGCGCUUAUUUGGUGGUUUGCUAAGCACACUAAGUCAAACCACUUCUAGCUCUCAGCAAAAGAGACGUCAAGAGAUUGAGCGACGACAGCAGGCAAAAGUUCACCAGCAGAGGGCUGAAGACGAUAAGCACAGAGAAGAGAAGCUAGUAAAGCUAAGAACCGUACGGCAGUUGGAACAGCUCAAGUUUGACGAGCGAGUUAUGCAAAAUAGGCAUUCCAAUAUGCUAGCGACGGCACGCUUUUUAGAAACUAAAAGUACACCUAAGAUAUAUUAUCUGCCGUGGGACCUCACAGAAGAGCAGGAAGACAUGAUUAAGGAUCAGACCCGAGAGGUUGAGGACAUCAUCGAUAAGGAGGUCCUCGAUUUUAAGCAACGCAAAGAACAGAAGUUAAAGGUAUUGGGCGUCACAGUUAGAUCCCCCACGCCCGAACCCAAGGACACAGUGGGUAAUAACCCUGGUGAUGAACGUCCUGCUGACCCUCCACAAUCUAACCCUGCCAAUCGCCCGCCUUCCCACGCUGGUAAGAUCGGUCAUGAAAGGGAGUCCGAUAGGGCGGACGAUGUUGUGAUAGAAGAGGUUGAGGAUACGGUUAUUUACUGAUGCCUAAACUCUUCGGUGCGGUUGUUGAUUUUACGUUACGUCUUUCUAGGCUCUGGUGAUGGACGGCGGCACAGGCGUUUUGGUGUGAUAGGGGGUUUGCGAACCAGGGAUUCCCGCCAAAUCAUAACUUCUGUCAUAUUCUCGAGAAGGGAUGAGAUAUCUUCACUGGGGCAGCACUGCUUCUCAUGUAUAGCUGUGCCCCUGCCAGCGAUGACCCCUCAUAUUACGCCAAGGGAUGUCUACAUACCUAGUCACCACAUACAAAGUGCGAUGGUCUACGAACACCACUUCUAGUUAUAUACCAUCGCACGGCGUAUUGUCCGUGAUAAGCGGUGUAGUCUUGGAAUCAAUAAAACCGGAUUGCAACCUCGAACUCCCGCGGAAUCCGGGCUGUCCGGGUAUGCCUCGAGAGAAUGUCAGAGCGAGACGUAUUCGUAUAUGUUAUGCGGUUGGUUAUGUAUGUACUUGAAGGGGUUUUCCUGCAGCAAUAAUAAUAUGCCGUCUAAAUAGUAUCAAGUGAACAGUAUUAAAUAUCCUCAACGUGCUCAGCAGUCUAUGAACCCCCUUU
Molecule: messenger RNA, 1636 nt
Organism: Daldinia vernicosa
Lineage: Eukaryota; Fungi; Ascomycota; Sordariomycetes; Xylariales; Hypoxylaceae
Product: pinin/SDK/memA/ protein conserved region-domain-containing protein
Exons: 5
Coding region: 202-1068 (288 amino acids)
Cellular component (GO): catalytic step 2 spliceosome
Source: RefSeq, a predicted model, not a curated record